Messenger RNA from Oryza brachyantha (malo sina), 2311 nucleotides. RefSeq lists its product as uncharacterized. The transcript has 7 exons. The record is from RefSeq and is a predicted model, not a curated record. Gene Ontology annotation, molecular function: protein binding. NCBI's taxonomy places the organism in Eukaryota, Viridiplantae, Streptophyta, Magnoliopsida, Poales, Poaceae. The coding region runs from base 21 to 1496 and encodes 491 amino acids.
UUCCAUUUCCCUCCCCCACCAUGGGAUUUCUCCCCCUCCCCCUCCCCCUCCCCGUCCUCCUCCUCCUCCUCUGCCCCGCCGUGCUCCGCUCCGGCGCGUCGCCGGCCGCAGAUAACAUCGUCAGGCAGCUCUCCUCGGUGGUGAAAUGGCCGCGGGCUCCCGCCUCCUCCCACGCGCACAAGCAGCCCUCCCACGCCCAGUACGAUGGGGGUGUAGCGCUGCAAUUUGAGAGUGGCUACUUUGUGGAGACCCUUGUGGAAGGGGACAAGCUUGGUGUCACGCCUCACACCAUUAGGGUGUCCCCUGUUGAGGGUGGAGAGCUCCUUGCAGUUGACUCGGCACAUAGCAACAUUGUGAGAAUAACUCCGCCACUGUCCGAGUAUAGCAGAGGAAAACUGGUUGCUGGUUCUUUCCAGGGGCAUUCUGGCCAUAUAGAUGGUAAACCAAGUGAUGCACGAUUCAAGCGCCCCACAGGCGUCGCUGUGGAUGAUACAGGAAAUGUCUAUGUUGCUGAUACAGCAAACUUAGCAAUUCGAAAGAUUGGGGAAUCAGGAGUGACCACCAUUGCUGGUGGAAAAUCAAAUAUCCCAGGGUAUAGGGAUGGUCCAAGCGAAGAUGCAAAGUUCUCUACUGAUUUUGAUGUGGUAUAUGUGAAGAAAAUGUGCUCUUUGCUGGUUAUUGACCGUGGAAAUGCUGCACUUAGGAAAAUUGCCCUUCCGCAAGAAGAUUGUACUUACCAGGAUGCAACUCUUCUAUCGUCAGAUAUCAUACUGGUCAUUGGUGCUGUUGUUGCUGGAUAUCUUUUCUCUGUUGUGCAACAUGGAUUUGGUUCAUCAACUGCUGAAAAGAUAGAAGCACCUGAAGAUGAGCAUCAGGAGAACAGCACCGUGGGAAAGCCACCUUUGGUUGUGGAGAGCCUGAAAGAGGAGCCAAGUGCUGGAUGGCCUUCUCUUGGGACACUUAUUGGUGAUCUACUGAAACUUGUCAUUGAAGGAGUGGGGAAUCAGCUUCUCAAGCUCGUCCCAUCACGCCUGCAACAUGGGAAGAGAAAAACAGACCUUACUCCUCUCAAAGACAGGCUUGUGAUGCCUGAAGACAGAGAGGAGACCCCAAUAGCCCAGAAGUUAAGUAGCACUCCAAUGAGGCCUGAGACGCUCCAUAAUCCUAGCACAGUAAACGAAACAGCACCAAAGGCCCAGAAGAGUGUAAAAUCAUCCAAAUUUAGGGAUUCUACACUGUCAAGCAAGCACAGGUCUUCCAAGAGACAGGAAUACUCAGAGUUCUACAGUUCAUCUGAAACUCCUCAAGUGAGCGCAAAGGUCCCGAAAGACCGGCUACGACACCGUCACCGAGAGAAGAGUGGGGAAGCUGCUUAUGGGACUAGUCAUCCGGAGCCCAAGCGCACGGAAGUGAAGCCCUCAGACUACAGUGACCCAAAGUAUGAUCCCUACAACAUUAGAAGCAGAUAUGGUGCUGAAAGUGGCUACAGGUACUGAUGCCCGGUUCUUUUGCUAUCGUGCGGCAUCUAUCUGCCCUCAGUUUCCAUGAGGCCCUGCGCAAAAGCACAAAGCAGCAACAGCAGCAGCUGCUGCUUAUGGGUCAUUUUCUCACCAGUUGUAACCACUCAUAAGAUGCGGCAGCUGGGCAUUCUAGUUAGGUGGUGAUCCGACAUCAGUUUGGCAUCCGGAAUCCCUCUACACGAUUCAGGGGAAGCCAAAAUGUAUUUUUUUUUUCGCAGAAAGCAACCUGUAGCCUAGUAGUAAUUUUGAUCUGCUCAAUACCUUCCUAUUGCCUCCUGAGUUCUGGUCUUGCCAUGCAUGACAUGUACAAUACUACUACUAAUCUCUUGCCUGUUACUAUUACCAUGCAUGGGCCAUCUGUCAUGGCAGGUAAGUCCAAUGUCAACCCAGCCGAAAUGCAGCAUCUCCCUAGUUCUUCCUGAGCUGUCACUGAAAGUGAGGUCUCAUUUCUUCCCUCUCUUUCAUUAUCCAUUGGUCCUACUAAUACUCUGCAAACCAAGAUGCUGACUAGACAGUCCUGGAAAGACUGCGCCUGUGUGCGCGUGUUGUCAAUUUCUGAGUCCAGCACCAUUAUUCAGAAAUUCAGAAUAAUUCAGAUUUCUGACUCCAUGGGCGGCCAAAGUUUGAUCAGAUCCUCCCAUGUGAAGGAGAAUACGAGGCGUGCCCGCGUGACAAAGCGUGGUUUCCUUUGAAGGAUUCUGACGUGCGAGCACCAGCAGCAGUCAACAGGAUGCUGGGGUCCGAACAAAAAACGAAAGCUGGAUGUUCUUCGACGACAUGGCCAAUGCAUC